UCCAACCAACUGUCAUGUGAAUGGUGUACCACCAUAGUAGUUUUUAAGAUUUUAGGAAACUUUUUCUAAUAUUUCAUUAUCUAUGAAAAUGAAUAUCUGUAAUUUAAAAAGGAUAAUCCAUACCGGUUGUGAUCAGAAAAUUACUUAAAACUAACUUAGGCCUAGUUUAUAACAUUCAGGAUUCUUUGUUAGUGAGGCUGUAACUUAAUCUUUACUUGUUUUUUGUUAACAAUGCCUAGAAUAUCACUAACUGGUAACGGUUUGAGAAAUUCUUUCUCUAAUACAUUUUCCGACGUGCUUUCAAAAUGGAGAAAUUGGAUAAAGGCCGCUGUUAUGGUUAUUUAUGGAAUAUUCAUGUUACUCUUGAUACCUAAACUUAUCAUUCAUUCAUUUGAUCAAAAGAAGAAAAAUCCUGAUCCUGCAGCUUACAUUGGAGGUUUUUUUGCUGUACUGACUAUUCCGAUAUCUCUCACAGAAAUAAUUCAACAUAUGAUACAUUAUUCCAGCCCUCCUCUUCAGCUUCAUAUUAUCAGGAUUUUAUGGAUGGUACCUAUUUACACUCUUAAUGCGUGGAUGGGAAUAAUUUAUCCGGAUCAGACAAUAUUCAUGGAUUCAUUCAGAGAGUGUUAUGAGGCCUACGUAAUCUACAACUUUAUGAUGUACCUGCUGAACUACUUGAAUGCUGAGUCUGAUUUUGAGACUCAACUAGCUACCAAGCCACAAGUAAACCACAUUUUUCCUUUCUGCUGGCUUAGUCCAUGGAAAAUGGGCAGAGAGCUGGUCCACAACUGUAAACAUGGGAUUCUGCAGUACACAGUAGUCCGACCUCUCACCACAGCAAUUGCAUUGUUAUGUGACCUGUGUGGUGUGUAUGGUGAAGGGGAGUUUGAAGGAGACAAGGCGUUCCCAUACAUCAUUGCAGUUAACAACUGCUCACAGUUCAUUGCUAUGUACUGUCUGGUCCUGUUCUACAAAGCAAAUCGUGACCAGCUUCGUCCAAUGAAACCCAUCGGAAAAUUUCUGUGCAUCAAGGCUGUGGUUUUCUUUUCAUUUUUUCAAGGAGUUGUUAUUGCUGUGUUGGUGUAUAUGAAUGUGAUUUCCUCAGUCUUUGAAACGGACAGUGAUGAUGAUGUCAGAGAUAUAUCGUCUAAGAUUCAGAACUUUUUGAUCUGUAUAGAAAUGUUUUUUGCUGCCAUCGCUCACCGCUACAGUUUCUCCCAUAAGCCGUACGAGGACGGGAUGCUGCAACAUCAGACUCUGUGCGAGACACUCAUGGCUAUGUGGGACCUGAGAGAUGUACAUGACAACAUCAAGGAGCACUUCACAGUUGUAGGCAGUGGACUGGAGAGUGGUCUAAACACACUGAAGAGAGCGAGGUCUGAGACGAGUCCGCUGUUGGCCGAUGUGUCUCGCAGCAUGGAGUCUGGCUACCAGAGCUUUACUGACAUCCUCAACACAGCGGAAGGAGCUGUGGUGGAAGGGGCAGCUCACAAAGACGAGGAUGAUGAUCCCGAGGCGGAACUACAUCCAACACCUUACCAGGAGAUAGACUCUGAUACUGCCAUUGCCUAGAUACAGCAGUUGAACUUCUUCCAAACAUUCCAGAAAUGACUGCUAGCCUGUAUAUAUUUGUCCGCUGUUAUACAGUCUCGUCAUGUACUUUUGACACAUUCAGCUCUCUUCUUAUUAUAAUUUUUUCAAGAAGAGAAAUAUUAUAGAUAAGUAUUAUUUGUUAAAGCUUUAAAUUUUUUAUUUGUACAAUUAGUAUUUUAUGUUACUAUUUGUAUGAUUUCUAGUUACUAUCUAAUAGUACCAAUACACUUUCCUAAUAGGCCUGAACAGUAUACCUUACUCCAUAAAAUAUUAAUGAGUACAAUUUAGUUAAUGAGUACAAAAGCAGUUAAGAAUAGUUGAGAGUAUUUUGAAAAUGUUUGCUCUUAUUUUCUAACUGAAAACAAAAAUUGAAGUUAUUGCAAUAUUUCCCCUUACUCUAAUUAAAGGAUUUUAGUUAAUCUAAAUUUCUAUUUUCAAACCUUUAUCCUAAUUUAAUUUUGCUUACAUUUUACACAUUAGCAAAUUAUGUAUUUCCUCCUAAGUAAAAACUUAACAUAUAUUUGUACAAUCUUAGUUAAUUAAUUGUUUGAAAUUAAAACAGAAAACUUCUUUAACAAUUAAUAUUAAAUCAAAAGAAGCAAAUAAGGCAGCGCUUGUCAAGAGAUUCCAUCAUAAAAACUCUAGAACAAAAAAAGUUUACAGGAUUCCUUCUCGUAGAAGACACUUAGAAUUGAAUUAUAAAAUGUGUGUGUUAAAAUAAAAUACACUGAUUACAGUAUAUUUACAAACAAUAAAAAUAUGUAUUAAAUUCAAAUUCAGCCUACUUUUAAACAUGUACAAUCAAGUAUACACGAAUGGUGCACAGAAAGCCAUUAUUACAUUCUUGACACAGUAAAAAAAAUAAUUUAAUACACCUUUGUGCUGUAGUUUUUCUAAAUAAAUAAUUGAAUAGAAAUAACACUCUUCACAAGAAGAAUUUGUUAAACUGCAUAGCUCUUUAUUAACAAGAAAUAUGUUUAGCUUUAUUUCAAAACCUUUACUUGCUCUCAUCAGCUUUUAUUCUGUCUCAGAAAUGGUAUAAUACUUAAACCAGAAAACAGUUGAAUUUUUGUUUGAUACUGCUUUUAUAGUAUUAUUGAUUUGGAAAUGUUCUCCAUUUCUAGUAUUAUAUGUAUGUUAAGUAAUAUUAAAACAGAUCAUACUUAGGACGGAAAUUUUACUGGCACUUGCAGAAUGCAGAGUGCCAUGUAAAUAAACAUUUGUAUCAAUGAUGCCAACUAUAACAUAACAUAAGAUAUUGUUUAUGGAUUGUUUUAGUUGUAAUAGCCUAAUAUGAAUCUGAGACCAAACUUCUGAAAAAUUAGUAAAACAAAAUCAAAUCUUGAAAUGAUUUUUAUCUCAAUGAAAUAAUAUUAGGUAAUACUACAUGCAUACACCACUAUUUUUCUUAAAACUUAAUAUUUUUAGUUUGUAAAAAGUGUAGCCAUAUAUGUAAUAUUUAUAAGUCUGCUGAACAAUUAAGUUAAGUUUUAAAUUGUGACUUAAUUUAUUCAACUGAUAAACUACAAUUUACCAUUGAUCAAGUGUUCUUCCUCUUAUGGCAAAGUGUUUGUUUAAACAUAAUUUAUUUGGCUUUAUUUGUUUAAUAAUUCGUUUACAUUCCUUUAUUUAGAGGUUAUAUUUAUAUUAGGCUACUAUUAUAUUAUUUAUUAGUGUUGUAGAGCUUUAUUUUAAAAACAUUCUAUUAACUUGUUUUGUUACUAUGAGAGAAUAACAUUGUUGUUUACAAUUUUGUUAAUAGUUUUGAUGAUCAGAAGUACUAGUCUGUUAUGUGUAUCUAUAUUACUUUUUGUAUGAAAAGUUUCUAUAAGAAGAUUUUAACUAUAAAAUGUGUGAAUUUUUAAAUUAUUAUUAAUCAAUAUAUUAUACAAAUUUUACUUUUUUGCCAAAACAUACAAGUAAUAUUAUGAUAAACAAUACCUUAUUUUUAAGUAUCAAUAAAGUACCUAUUCUAAUAUACGUUUAGUGCCAUUGUCAUCACAUUGAAUGUUUUAGCCACACAAGAUUAGUUUAUUUUAGAAAUGUAUAGUUUCAUAUUUUUAUAGACAGUAGUGUUUUUAAAAUACAGUAUUUAUGAACAAAA
Macrosteles quadrilineatus (aster leafhopper) is the source of this 3697-nucleotide messenger RNA. RefSeq names its product transmembrane protein 184C. The record is from RefSeq and is a predicted model, not a curated record. Bases 232 to 1572 code for a protein of 446 amino acids. Lineage: Eukaryota; Metazoa; Arthropoda; Insecta; Hemiptera; Cicadellidae. Gene Ontology annotation, molecular function: transporter activity. Gene Ontology annotation, biological process: transport. The transcript is spliced from 10 exons.